Messenger RNA from Rosa chinensis, 2013 nucleotides. Its product is annotated as DDT domain-containing protein DDR4. The record is from RefSeq and is a predicted model, not a curated record. Lineage: Eukaryota; Viridiplantae; Streptophyta; Magnoliopsida; Rosales; Rosaceae. Gene Ontology annotation, biological process: regulation of DNA-templated transcription. Bases 197 to 1828 code for a protein of 543 amino acids. The transcript has 11 exons. Gene Ontology annotation, cellular component: RSF complex.
CACUGUAGGUGCAUAUGCAUUUGCAAAAACGCUGCGUUUGGAGUGAGAGAGUCUGAGAAUCCAAAAGACGGACCUCAAAUUUAACCUAGAAAUGUAACCUUAACCACGAUCUGUGGGUAAAACAUUUAGGCGGGAAAAUCACCACUCCCUCCCAAAAACGAGGUUCACACCCUUCUCUCUCUCUCAACAUCUCAAUAUGGCUGGGGUUCGGCGGUCCAGCCGCGUGGCACAGCCAGCGACGGAGGUCGCCGGAAAACAAAAGCGGCCGGCGGAGGAAGACGUAGAGAUGGUGGUUUUGGACGAAGAGGAAAAGGAUCCAUUCAAGGCUGAGAUUGCGAAACUUCGUAAGCGAUGGGAGCUAGCCUCCGUCAUCAACUUUUUGACGGUGUUUGAGCCAGUGAUUGGGAAGCUUACUAAAGUAUCAGCGGAAGAGAUCGAGAUGGGUUUGAUAACCCCAAACGAUUCACUUGCUCAGCUUCACAUUGCGAUUUUAAAGGGAAUACCACCAGCAAGUAAAACAUUGGAUGGUUCUGAUGCAUGGGUGACUGUUCUUUGUAAGAAACUUGUUACUUGGUGGCCAUGGGUUGCUGAGGGGGAGAUUCCACUCGUGGUAGCUAAAGGAGAGGAGAUAGCACGUUAUAAAGGACUUGAUCCGACAGAGCGUUUACUAAUGUUAAAAGCACUCUGUGAACUCCGAGCCGAUCAAGAUGAUGCAGUGGCUUAUAUUAAUGAUGCUCUGAAACAAGGAACUGAAAUUUCUUCAUUCCGCAAAGAUAAGAUAGGAGGAGACGACAAGAGAACUUCUUAUUGGUAUGAUGGAAAUACAAUAAUAGGUCAUAGAUUAUACAAGGAAGUAACUGUCAUUGAAUCGAAGACAAAAGUUAGGGGAAAAGGGGGUUUGAACCUACCAAAUAUCAGUUUCCAGUGGGAAACACUAGCAACCAAUCUCGAGGAAUUUCAGAAGGUUAUGGAUGAACUCUCAUCAAGCAAAGUUGCAGGAGAACGUGGUGCUGCUAAGACUAUUGAAACUGAUGCUAUUCCUGCUCUUGAGAAACUUCAGAAGAAAAAAGAAAGGGAACUGAAAAAGAAACAAAGGCAAGAGAGGCAGCAGAAUCUUUUAACAAAUUUCUAUGGUGCUGGAAUUACACGUUCCUGUCGCAACCGCAGGCCUGUCAACUACACAUUUGAUGAUUAUGACCGGGUCAUUCAUGAGGCUAUAAAAGUAACAAAUAAGAGGAAAACUACCGAAGAGAAAGUGCAAGAAAGGAAGAGUAGAAGAAAUGACAAAGCUAACAAUGAUGCCCCAGAAAGAGACACAAAUUCAGAAGAUUCAGAUAAAGAAAGUGAUUCCACAAACAGUGAUAAUAACCAUUCUGGUAAGAAGGAUGAUCAGGAUUCUGGUUACUAUUCUAGUAACACUGAAAGCGACAUGCUUGAAGAUGCUGCUGAUGAUGAGGAUGAUAACAAUUGGGAUGGCACCAAGGAUGAGGAUAAUGAUGAAGAAGAAGAUGGUGAUCUCAGUGACAAACGCAAUUCUAAGCAAGAGAAGAACAAUGCUCAGACUGAUAAAAUUUCCCAAAAAUGGCCAGCUUUUGGUGUCCGCUGGAGUACAAGACUAGCAGGAGGCACUAGUCAUCAAGUCGUGGAAAACAGGAACUUGGGUGCUAAGAAUAGGUCGAGACAAAGACCUGUCUGCAACUCUGCCCUUGACUCUCUUGUGAUCCAAGACUCUGAGGAUGAAAACUCAGGGGGACAUGAAAACAGUGAGACCUCAGAGCAUGAAAACCCAUCCCCAGAUACCGAUCCGGAAGAAGUCAGUGAAAGCUAGAAGUAUCCUGAAGCAAAACCUGUCAUGCAAGUAGGUAUAUAGCGGAAGAUGCUCAACUUUUGUACUACGGAAAACACAAUUUUGUAAAUCCAAUAUGAGCUCUUGUUUUGUAACCCACGGUAUUAUCCCUCAGUUUCAGACAUUGAUGUUUACUUAAUGCAGUAUGCAGCCUGGUUUUUGCGAAA